Messenger RNA from Paralichthys olivaceus (Japanese flounder), 2093 nucleotides. RefSeq names its product RAB15, member RAS oncogene family (gene rab15). Lineage: Eukaryota; Metazoa; Chordata; Actinopteri; Pleuronectiformes; Paralichthyidae. Gene Ontology annotation, molecular function: GTPase activity; GTP binding. Gene Ontology annotation, biological process: Rab protein signal transduction. The record is from RefSeq and is a predicted model, not a curated record.
UGUUGUGCAGAUUCACGGACAACGAGUUUCACCCGUCUCACAUCUCCACCAUCGGCGUCGACUUCAAAAUGAAGACACUACUAAUAGAUGGUAUCAAAGUACGGACACAGAUAUGGGACACUGCCGGCCAGGAGAGAUACCAAACCAUCACGAAGCAGUACUACAGACGAGCACAGGGAAUCUUCCUGGUGUACGAUAUCACGAGUGAGCGAUCCUUCCAGCACAUCAUGAAAUGGGCCAGCGAUGUGGACGAGUACGCUCCUGAAAAGGUCCAGAAGAUCCUCGUAGGGAACAAGUCAGACGAGGUGGACAAACGGCAGGUGGCCACAGAGCAAGGUAUCAAGUUGGCUAAGGCUUAUGGAAUGGACUUCUUCGAGACAAGUGCCUUCACCAACCACAACAUAGCAGAGACUUUCACCAGAUUGUCUGAACAGGUGCUGGCGGCCAAUAAAAGAGACCUGGAUCUUCUCCGGAUGUCGGCCAAUGACGAGCUGGACCUUACCGCUCUCGAGGAAGAGGAGGGACUCUGUGACAGUGCUGCGGACGAUCAACGCAAAGGCUGCUGGUGUUAAAGUGACCGUGUGGACAGCGUGUUUUUUUUUUUUUUUGGUUGAAUAUACGUCAUCGCCACACACUUUGGACACUCUUGGAAAAAAUGUCCUUUUGUAAUUGGCUUCCGUGGGUCCCUCUGUUUUUCGCAGCGUCAGUUUCAAGGACAUACCUUUUGCCACAAAGUGCCAAGUGUGUGGUGAAUCAACCAAGUGAAGGUCCACGUGUCCAGGUUUCACCUCGGGGGCUCAGAAAGCUCAUUAUUUUUAAAAGCACCAGUUCCUGCUCAGCGUAUCUUUGAUGUAACCAAAUACAAUCUUCUGUCCACUAAAAAAUUCAGCGGCAAACAUACGGUUAAAAAGCCGAAAUACAAAACGUCUAGAUGAGCUGCAAACCUUCAUCUUGUCUUCAGAAUUUACACGGAAGUAGAGGAUGUGUAGAGGAUAGGGAAUGACUUGAAACUGUUCACCACUGACUUGAAGUUGUUUUUCACAAUGCUCUCUUCGAUAUGCCUUGCAAACCGACUGCAUUCGGCCUUCCUCCGGCCCUUUAGUGUUUCUCCCUCAUAGCCUUUCCACCAACUGAAUGCAUUAGAUGUAGUGUAAGGAAACUACCACAAGAGGGUGCUACGCUAAUUGCAGAAAUGUCUCCGUGUCCAGUGUGACGUUAUACCAGUGCACUGAUUCUUCUUCUCUCAUGUUUUUGACCUCGGUUACACUUGAAGUGGCUACUUUGAACAGCGCGAAAGGAUAAUUAAUAUAUGCAGCCAUUGUAUUGUUUUGCAUGAUGUUUACAUGUUGAUGUCGGUGACACAGGCAGUUUGUAAAAUCUCACACGCAAGAGGCCACAAGGCGACGAGAGGCGGGAGAAGUAUUUCAUUUCUCUGUAGCAUAACUGAGGAUAAUUUUGAAGUUUGUAGUCUCAGAAAAUAUUGGUUGGGUUGUUUGAUAACUGCACAUCACUGCAUUGUACAUACCAGGUUUUUCACAGCAUUGUAGAUGAGGAUGCAUAAUUUAUCAUUAGAGGGCUGUAUUUAAAAAAGUAAAAAUUCUGCAGUGGUAUUCUAGAUGGUAUGAGAUAUUCCCUCUGUGAAUAUAAUCACAUCUUGGUCAUUCUGUCUUCUCUGUUUUAUACAGAGUCCGGUGAAGAUGCCAUUUCUCUUCUUUUAUCCCCCAUCUCAGAUUUAACAAGUGACAGUUCUGCAUGUGAUUCAAUCGUCUUUCUUUCUGUUAUUGCAACUUCAGUGAAGUUAAUAAUCAGCUGGCCACAAAGCAAGCAUAGCAUUUGACCAGAGUUGCCUGUUGGAGACUUGCACCCACAAGGAACCAUCGUAGGAGAAACUUUGGCUUCCUUUUGCAGUGAAAUGCAACUCGAAACAACAGUUUUAUGUGAAAUGACUGGACUGGAUGCACAAUCUGUGGUUCUCAAGAACUUCUUUACCCUCUUCUCUUUUAGACUAAUUGUAUUUGUGGAGAUAUAUUACAUGCCACAUGUUAUUCCUGGAGAAAAGAUGUCAGAUGUUUAUGAAUAAAUACUUGCAGAUA